UGAUAGUUGGCGUCGAGCGCUCGGAUGUCUGUAUUUGACAGUACUUUACUCUCGCUCACGUUAGCUAAAUUUUAUUUCAAUUAUUCCGAAUAAGCGACAAAUUCGUUUGGAGGUCAAGAUCAUAUAAAAUAGCCAGAUCGUAGCUCGCGUGGUCGUCGGUGAAAGUGGCGAAUAGGAGCAGUCAGGCAGUGGCGCGAGACGGACGCGGCCGGUCGUGCUAACGAGCUCCGACGUGGCGAGGAGCCGGAACACGGACAUAUUGCCAGCGCUGUGAAUUUUUUUGAAUUUUGCCGAGUGUUUUUUAUCUGUGAUAGAACCAUGUAGGCUGUGAACAUACUGGUCGAAUCGAUUCUUUAAAUUUUAUUGUUACACGUUUUAUUUGAUAUUUCAACAUCGCCAAUGUGUAUUAAAAGACAUCUGUGGACAUAUUCUAGUCGUUGCUCUUCUGCUAUCGAAAAUAUGAUGGUUAUUCGCGGCAGGAGAGGAAGAUAGUGAGAUGGCAAACACCCGUGAGGUAAGCGCGGAGCCCGCGAGCUUGGAGUACAUGGAAGAUCCGUAUUUCGUGCCGCCAGACGACGACUCGACGCCCAGUUUCGAUGUGGCGGUAGAUGAGCUAGACGAGCUGGAGGAGCUGACGAGCUGGCCGCGUGACACCGAAGCCGAGGAGGACUGGCGCGCGCUACCCGACCUCGCCGACUCCGCGCUCUGCAUCGAGACAGAGUUCUACAUGGACAAUCGUCGUAGACGACUCCGAAUAUUUAGGAAAAAGAUUCGUGAAGUGCGCGUUACCUUCCAAGACCUCUCCAAACCGUAUCUCGCGAAAGUUUCCAGUCACACAAACUACAAAAAGUUUCUGGGCAUCACGCCUGGAGCUGAGGAAGCGAUGCCAGGCGCGGGUGCGGGCGCGGGCGGCGGCGAUGCGCAAACGCCAGACGAGCUGGCGGGCUUAUCGCCCGAGCAGGUGGAGCAGCUUCGAGCCGAGUGGAGCCACGAGCUGGCCCGCGUCGAAGACGAGAUCGCCACGCUACGCACCGUGCUGCAGAGCAAGAUUCGUCAGAGCUCAGAGUUGAAGAGGAAACUUGGCAUUACUGUGUGGAAGGAGAUCACCGAGGACGUCAAUCAGGGUUUGAAAAAUGUAAAGGAAAGCCAAGUCUAUCAAACCAUUGAAACACGAGUCGCUGCGCUUACGCAGGCUGUGACGGAAGCACCAAUAUACCAAAAAACUGAAUCUGUGAUAAAAUCGACUGCCGAGAAGACGACGUCCAUCCUGGGCGGCAUCACGGCCGGCGUCUCCAGCAAGCUCGGACAAAUGCGCAACUCCGACUCCUUCCGCUCCAUCGAGGAGCGCGUCGGCACCGCCUACGAGAACGUCAAGGGCAAAGUGGCGUCUCGUUCUAACUCGACUCAGAGUUUCGACGAGGCGCUGCGUGACGCGAGCCGCGCGGCCAGUGGCGCCACCUCCCCUACCAUACCCGAACACAAGCCGCUGCCUUAAUAUCCCUCCCCUGCUUCCCUUCCACACGGAUACAUGCCCCAUUUACCCUACUUACCCCACAUAUGGGCACAUGCUCCAUUACCCUUACCUUCAACAAGGGCACGUGCACACAAACACGUGCUUCAUUCCCUCUUAUAUUCGAACACAAACAUUUACUGGUUACUGCUGACUUCGGUCGUCAUUAACACUCUGUAUUGCUUACCUUGAAUCUUUGUGUCUGAAGUUAGCUGCAGAUAAACGCAUUUCUAACGAGUGAGACGUCCGUAGCUAUGAGAAAACUUAGACAUCUUUCAUAUCGCGCGUAGUCUAUACCCAACUUCAGAGUAAGAUUCGUGGUGAGAGAAAUCAUCCAUUUAAAAAAAUUAUCUAAAUAAAUUAAUUAAUUGUUGACGUCAUUUUUCUGUUAUCGAAAGCUAAAAGUUGGUAGGUGUUGAAAUAUUUAUUAGUGAUACAAUUUUGAGCAGAUUUUACAUUUAUUCUGUAUUUUCGAGACAGGCUGAGGUUAUUUGAGCUUAAUAAAAUUGCUAAAAUCGAAUUUAAAAAAGUAAAAUCUUGCCACGCGCUGAACAAUUGCUUCAAUAAACCUCUGUCAUGUUUAAUAAACCUUUUGCUCUUUAACAAAGGGAUAUCUGUUAGUGGACCAGCAUUUAUAAACCCCACAAUAAUUGUUGUUGAUGCUUUAGAUUAUUGUGUUUAGGGUCUUAUUUGGUUUCUGCUACUUUUGCUAUAAGUUUAAGUACUUAAGCUAUUGCUUCUGAAUAGAUUCGUGGAAUAUGUAUUCCGUGCAAUUAUAUGACGUGUUAAAUACUAUUUUCUUAUAGAAAACAUAAUUUAAUAAAAGAUUAUGUAAUUUUCAAUGUAAACUUUACGCAAUUUUAGAAAUGAGAAGUUUAAUUUAUUGUUUUAGAUGUUUGAAGUAUUAAAUGAGACAUUAAGAUU
This is a messenger RNA of Papilio machaon (common yellow swallowtail), 2434 nucleotides long. Its product is annotated as tumor protein D54. The transcript is spliced from 6 exons. The coding region runs from base 497 to 1495 and encodes 332 amino acids. NCBI's taxonomy places the organism in Eukaryota, Metazoa, Arthropoda, Insecta, Lepidoptera, Papilionidae. Gene Ontology annotation, cellular component: cytoplasm. The record is from RefSeq and is a predicted model, not a curated record.